UUGAUGUUGAAGAUUUGCGCGUUUCCAUCAGCAGACUGUCAAUGGCUUUUGGGACGUGUUUUAUUUGAAUGCAUGGACUUUUAAAAAAUAUUUCGUCCAAAGCAACCUCGCGCAGUAAUGGAUAUCUUAUGGAUAUUAUGGAUACUACCCACUGUAUUAGCUGUAGAAGAAACGCUGAUGGACUCUACAACGGCGACGGCCGAGCUCGGCUGGACGGUAUAUCCCACCUCUGGGGUGAGUGACAUCACCAGUUGGGAGGAAGUGAGCGGGUACGACGAGAACAUGAACACCAUCCGCACCUACCAGGUGUGCAACGUCUUCGACAACAACCAGAACAACUGGGUGCGCACCAAGUACAUCCGUCGCCGUGGCGCCCAGCGCAUACAUGUGGAGAUGAAGUUCUCGGUGCGCGACUGCAGCAGCAUCCCCAACGUGCCCGGCUCCUGCAAGGAGACCUUCAACCUGUACUACUACGAGUCCGACUCGGACACCGCCAGCAAGGUGUCCCCGGCCUGGAUGGAGAACCCCUGGGUGAAGGUGGACACCAUCGCGGCGGACGAGAGCUUCUCGCAGGUGGACCUGGGCGGGCGGGUGAUGAAGAUCAACACGGAGGUGCGGAGCUUCGGGCCCGUGUCCCGCCACGGCUUCUACCUGGCCUUCCAGGACUACGGCGGCUGCAUGUCGCUCAUCGCCGUGCGCGUCUUCUACCGCAAGUGCCCCCGCGCGGUCCGCAACGGCGCCGUGUUCGGGGAGACGCUGUCGGGGGCGGAGAGCACCUCGCUGGUGGCGGCGCGGGGCGUGUGCGUGCCCAACGCCGAGGAGGUGGACGUGCCCAUCAAGCUGUACUGCAACGGGGAGGGCGAGUGGAUGGUGCCCAUCGGGCGCUGCAUGUGCAAGGCCGGGCACGAGGCCGUGGACAACGGCACGGUCUGCAGAGCGUGCCCGUCCGGCUACUUCAAGCCCGCCCAGGGGGAUGACUCCUGCAUACAGUGUCCCAUGAACAGCCGCACCACCAACGAGGGGGCCACCACCUGCGUCUGCCGCAGCGGCUACUACCGGACCGACUCGGACCCCAUCCGGAUGCCCUGCACCACUGUCCCCUCGGCGCCCCAGAACGUGAUCUCCAGCGUGAACGAGACCUCGCUGAUGCUGGAGUGGGCCCCGCCGCGGGAGGGCGGGGGCCGCGAGGACGUGGUCUACAACAUCAUCUGCAAGAGCUGCGGGGCGGGGCGGGGGGGCUGCACGCGCUGCGGGGACAACGUGCAGUUCGUCCCGCGCCAGCUGGGCCUGACCGAGCCGCGCGUCUACAUCAGCGACCUGCUGGCCCACACGCAGUACACCUUCGAGAUCCAGGCCGUCAACGGCGUCUCCGACCAGAGCCCCUACUCCCCGCAUUACUCCUCCGUCAACAUCAUCACCAACCAGGCCGCUCCGUCCGCCGUGUCCAUCAUGCACCAGGUCAGCCGUACCGUGGACAGCAUCACGCUGUCCUGGUCCCAGCCCGACCAGCCCAACGGGGUCAUUCUGGACUAUGAGCUCCAGUACUAUGAGAAGGACCAGACCGAAUACAACUCCUCCACGGUGAAGAGCCAGACCAACACGGCGGUCAUCCGAGGCCUCAAACCGGGGGCCAUCUACGUCUUCCAGGUGCGGGCCAGGACCGUGGCCGGGUUCGGACGCUACAGCGGCAAGAUGUACUUCCAGACCAUGACCGAAGAGGAGUACAACACCAGCAUGCAGGAGAAACUGCCCCUCAUCAUCGGCUCCGCCGCGGCCGGCCUGGUCUUCCUCAUCGCCAUCGUGGUCAUCAUCAUCGUCUGCAACCGGAGGAGAGGCUUCGAGAGGGCCGACUCCGAAUACACGGACAAGCUGCAGCACUACACCAGCGGCCACAUAACUCCAGGAAUGAAGAUCUAUAUUGAUCCGUUUACAUAUGAGGACCCGAAUGAGGCUGUGCGGGAGUUCGCCAAGGAGAUUGACAUCUCCUGCGUGAAGAUCGAGCAGGUCAUCGGCGCAGGCGAGUUCGGAGAAGUGUGCAGCGGGAACCUGAAGCUCCCGGGGAAGAGGGAGAUGUUUGUGGCCAUUAAGACCCUGAAGUCGGGCUACACGGAGAAGCAGAGGCGGGACUUCCUGAGCGAGGCCAGCAUCAUGGGCCAGUUCGACCACCCCAACGUGAUCCACCUGGAGGGCGUGGUCACCAAGAGCAGCCCGGUCAUGAUCGUCACGGAGUUCAUGGAGAACGGGUCACUGGACUCAUUCCUCCGACAAAACGACGGGCAGUUCACGGUGAUCCAGCUGGUGGGCAUGCUGCGUGGCAUCGCCUCGGGCAUGAAGUACCUCGCCGACAUGAACUACGUGCACCGGGACCUGGCCGCCCGCAACAUCCUGGUCAACAGCAACCUGGUGUGCAAGGUGUCCGACUUCGGCCUGUCCCGCUUCCUGGAGGAUGACACGUCAGACCCCACCUACACCAGCGCCCUGGGAGGGAAGAUCCCAAUCCGAUGGACCGCGCCCGAGGCCAUUCAGUACAGGAAGUUCACCUCUGCCAGUGAUGUGUGGAGCUACGGCAUCGUCAUGUGGGAGGUCAUGUCCUAUGGAGAGCGGCCUUACUGGGACAUGACCAAUCAAGACGUGAUCAAUGCCAUCGAGCAGGACUACCGGCUGCCGCCCCCCAUGGACUGCCCCAGCGCCCUGCACCAGCUUAUGCUAGACUGCUGGCAGAAGGACCGCAACAACCGGCCCAAGUUCAGCCAGAUCGUCAACAACCUGGACAAGAUGAUCCGCAACCCCAACAGCCUGAAGGCCAUGACCCCGCUGUCUUCUGGCAUCCACCUGCCCCUGCUGGACCGCAGCGUGCCAGAUUUUUCCAGCUUCAGCGCCGUAGAUGAUUGGCUGGACGCCAUCAAAAUGGGCCAGUACAAAGAGAACUUUGCCAACGCUGACUUUACCAGCUUUGAUGUAGUCUCCCAGAUGACUAUGGAUGACAUCCUGAGGGUGGGGGUGACGCUAGCAGGGCACCAGAAGAAGAUCCUCAACAGCGUCCAGAUGAUGCGAGCCCAGAUGAACCAGAUCCAGUCUGUGGAAGUUUGACCUCUGGAGACGGAUCUGGGGGGGAGCAAGGGGGGGUGGGGGGGGGACACGAUGCUGGACUCUGUGCCCGAGGCUUCCUGUAUGACCGUCUUUCUCUCUGGACAUCUCCUCCCCCCCCACAAACGCUCUAUACGCUCCUCUUCCCAUCGUGCUCCCUCCCCGCCAAAACCCCGGCUCCCCCAGGCCAGAAUCCCGCCAGGGCAGAUCCACGGUCACGCACAGGGUGGCGAAUGACGUCGUCUUCUUAAACUUCCAUCGUCUGCAGAAAACCACUUCUUACAUUUACAUUUUCUUCCCACAUUUUAAUUUGCUCUUUUUCCAGAAUUUUGUAGAGAAUUUUUUUAAAGAAAAAAGAAAUGUUAAGAAUACAGCAAGAAGAUCUAUAUAAACAUAUAGAUUUGUUCAUAAGGUGAACUGAAUGAGAAGGCUACCCUUUAAAAGGGCAAAGGAAUCAACUGUGAUGGGGAGAGAAAUGGCAUAAGUCUCCACAAAGCUCGGCUCUGGGAUUCUUUACUCUUUGUGCUGUGCUGAUAAAGAUUCCAGUGCUGGUGUCUCUGGCAGCCAUUUUGUCAUGGAGGAUUCACAGAAGAAACUUAAGGAACAUGAAUUAUAAUAAUCCUGUUGUUGACGCAGGAGAAAAUACAAACUGCUCUUUCCAUGAAAUGGAUCUUUGAUUGGCAGCACUUACUUCCGUGAACAGUUUUAGAAAGAAUUCCGUAACUAUGCCGAUUUAAAAAAGAAAAAGAAAAAAAAACUUAAAGCAACAAGGACUUUUGAUGGCCUUGCCAUGAUUAAUCUCUUAGUGUGGAGUUUAAGGAAUUUUUUUUGUUGUUUUUUUUUUUUUGCUUCCUUUCACCAUGAAAAAAGUGUUUCCUUUUUUAUUACAUCACAGUCUGCCAAAUGGGACAUCCUCCCUGCAUACCUCUGAUGUCAUCAUCCUGUACAUAUCAGAUACACUUGACAUUAUGAUGUCAUCACCAUGAGCCUGUCAUCUGUGAGGCUCGCCUCCAUGUUUGGACUGCAGGAUUUGAUGGACUGGCUCACAAACUCUUUUUAGGGUGACUGGAGGGAGGUCAUUAUUUGUUGUCAUUAAUAUUUUUCUUUAUUUCCCAGAAGUUAGUUGUGGACCUGAAGAAAAUUGGUAACAAACAUUGUGCAGUCUUCCUCCAUGACAUGCUGUUUUGGGUGUUCUUUUUCCUAUAUUGUUUACAUAGAGGGACCCCGAGUGCACAUAUGUUUUGGUCUUCACAUGAUGUACUUCUUUCCCUUUAUUGUUUGGAAAUCUUGCCGUUUCAUGUGUGAGGCCUGUCGAAGCCUGAAGCCUGGGGCUAGAGUGAGCAUGCCGAGGCAAGGAGGGACUUCACCAGGGGCUUGGAUUUAGACACUUUAUGGAACACUGUGUUGAUGUGCUUUUUUUCUCUCAAAGUUUUGUUUUCAAAAGAGAUGCUUUAUAAUGAAGUGUUAGCAGAAGGGAGGAGCAGGGUAGUGCAUACGAUUAUGUAAUAAUGUCAUCUUGACCCAUGAUUAUAGAGACAUGUUCUUUUUUUAUUUAAAAAAUGGCCACCGGUACUUUGCAGAUUUGAUGGUAGGUUGUUUUAUAUGCUGUAAUUAUUAUUAUUAUUAUUAUAAGUUUCAGUUGUAGAGAACACAGAUGUUAAUGCGGCUUUUCAUGAUGGGAAGGUAAUGAGUGGGUGAUGAAAGGAAAGGAUCUAGGAGGAGGACACGAAGUAUUUGGGGGAACAAUUCUGUUACACUGUUACACAAACUGCUAGGACAGCCACAAGGCAUCUCUCCACAGUUUACCUUCCCAAGACUACCCACGGUCCUCUCUCAGAAGCAGGGCAUUCCCUGCCUGACAGAAAGACGGUGUCCACUCGUGCUACUCAGCUGGAAUGGAUGAAGAUGGGUGAAGGUGUGACAUCCUAACACCCCCUCCCCAUAGUUAUUUUUUUCUGUUUGCUUUUCAGUUGCUCAGAUGUUUUUGGUUCUUACACACCAAGAUUUCAUAUUUUCAACGGUGUAAGAAAAAUAUACACGUGCUUUCCUCUCUUUGAAGGUGCAGAAAACUGGUUGGUAAUCGAAGAAUCACCUUAAUGCUUCUCGAAAGAUGUGGUAGCAUUUUAUUUUAAGGGCCGAUUUAUAGUAUUAGAAAGCAUUUGAUGCUAUUUAGUUGUACUACUACGUAUUAACUAAAGAUGCAUUACUUUUUCAUUUGUUUAACACGUAGUUGUUAUCUGUUAAAAUAAUGACAUAUUUAUUGAUAUACUACUUCGGUCGGGGUUUGAAAAUCGGGAUGUAAAUUUAAAAAAACAAAACCGAUCUUAACAGUUAAGAUAGUGAAGUAGUUUUUUUUUGUUAAUAUUUCUAAAAUGGAUUUAACUUUUCAAUCUGAUGUUUAUUUUGUAUUACCUCGUUACUACAGGUAUAAAAAAAAACUCAUUUAUCAUCAACAGCUUUGUAACAUUAUAAAAUAGGCCCUUAAAAUUUAAUGUGACAAAAGUUUGUCAUGCUGUUCUGCUUAAAGGUAUUUAGGGAAAAAAACAAAAAAACUUUUGGGUGAGUUGAGGCUUGGGUGUCCAGUGUUGAUUUGGGCUGAUUUGUCUGGCCUGAGGGCUGAGAGUGGAGAUGGGACGGUGGAGGAUGUGGGGUUUGUCCCAGAAUCAGCCUGUCAGGAGUCCGGAGACUGAAGGCCCCUCAGGCGUGCUGGAGGAGAAGCGCAGUCCAGUCAGGACGUCGGUCCAAGCCGGAACAUCAGGAUCCUGGGCCCCCUGACUGCAGUGCAACAGGACUAUGUCCCAACGAACUGCUCGCAAGCAUUCUGUUGGGUUCUGAAGGAACGAUGUUUUAAGAGGCACUAACCACAGAAUCAUGCCGCAAACUCCUUUGACAAGUCCGGCACUGUCAUGGCGAUUAGUGGAGGAUUCCUAAGCAUUUGAGCCGGCCGAAUCAAGCUCGGAGUUUUUGGGUUGAAUGCAGUACCAAGGGGAGUGUAAGGGGCUUCCAUUAGUUAACAUAAAUCGUUUGUGAUUUUUUUACAGAAGAAAAAAAAAAUGAACCCGCGAUGCUUCCCGUCUCGAAAGGGUCGGACACUCCGUCUGUCGGACGUGUGCCUUCCCACGACCGUGCGCAAGUGCUUUUCUUCUCUGUCCUUACCCUCAGUCUCGCACAGGGACCAGGGAGCUCUUCCCUUUGCGUGAGCCCGUCUGUCCGUCCCCGCUUUCGUCCAGCUGUCCGUCCAGUGAAUCAGGAGCAGGGGAGCUUUGCCGUGUGCCGUUUUGCAUUCUGUCAAAUUGUCCAUUACAAGACGAUGCUUGUUUCAUGACAUGCAGUGUGAAAGGGACAACUGCUGUGUGGGAAGACUUCCUGAGAAUGUGUGACGUGCUAGUACAUCAACAUGGUGUUUCGCGAGGUGUGUGUGUGUGUGUGUCCCUUCUGAUAACGUUAAGAGUGCUGUAUAAUUUCCGUUCAUAAUCUUCAUUUUCAUCAGCCCUGGGAAAGUUUGUAUUCCUUCCUGAUUUAAGUCAUCCCGAAGGCCUCCUCAGAAAAUGUUAACCUUUAUUUUCAUUUUUCAUUUCAUGUUUGUUUUAAGUCAACUCCACGAGGAGUGUGACAGGGAAGCUGUUUUCUUUGGGUCAAUCUUUUUCCGCAUCAAGAUAAAUGACACACAGCAAAAAAAUAAAUAAAAUACAUUCACUUUCCCUAGAAAAACAAAUCGUUGAGAAAAAUAGUGUUUGAAAAAGAACAGAAGGUGCAUAAGCAGACUUAAACUGAAGGGAAUGGAGUUCAGUAUGGAGAGAGAGAGCACAGGGAUUCCCUUCAGUUAUCACAUGAAACCCAAGGCUGACCCUUACUUUGCUGAACUCUGAGCUGCUCUUAUGGCAGUUGUGUAGACCACAUCUCCUGAUUUAAAGCCUUUGUGCAACUUCCCUGGAUCCUGGGUUAAACCCUCACGGUGAUCCAGCCAAAGCCCAACUUGCAGUCUCGCACUCAGGAAGGUAGACUCUAUCCUGAUGUGGAUUCUCCUACCGCAGAAUUACUGCUUGUUUCAGGCCAUAGUGGCAGGGAGUAGGUUUAAAGUACAUUCAUGAGUUUUAUAUGUCUGCAUUCCAAAAAGGCACCGGAUACCUCUGACAAAUGAGCAAACUAUGAUUUUUAGCCAACUGUCUGCAUUGCAUUUAAAAAGGGAAAAUGCUAAAUUAUUUGAGACAAUUCUCUUCAAUUUUGUUCAACUAUAGAAUCAGAACCUGUAGGGUUAAGUGUAAGGUUGACCUUAAUGCCGUAACUCACCUUCUACUCUUGCAUGCUACUCUUACCAUCUUCAAAGGGUAAACCAAAUUAAAUGGAUUUCUGUUAUACAAGAAAAAACAUGCAUUUGUCGCUCUCUCAAAUUCACACUCACACACACACUUUUUUCUUCUUUUUUUUUUUGAAUUUUCACUUCCAGCAGCUUCAGAAGUAUUAAAAAGGCAGCCAAUACUUUUUUUUUUUUUUAACACUUCAACCCAUUAAAUAAAUAAAUAGUGUUACGUUACUGUCGGUAUGUGUUACAAAUGAAGCAGCUGAUCAGUUUCCAGGUUCACAGCCCCAUGGGCAGAACAUUUUGAAUGUGUGUGUGUGUGUGUGUGUGUGUGAAAGUUUGGAAGCAGUUGUUUGCUAGGUCGUCCGUCCUCUUACACCGCCCAGCUCCGGUCUUCCAUGCGCUGCACUGUAGCUGCCACAUGCAGAUUUCAUUCAUUCCAUCAGGCUAAAUGUGUCAGUUAUGCAGCAUAAGCCAGCCAAUAGCCUUUCACACUGGAAGAGAGUGGAUGACCUGCAAUGUUCAGUCAUCAGCCUUUUUUAAAAGCAGAUAUCAGUUACUAAUAUGGUUUUCAGUGGAAUGAGAAAGCUUUUUUAACCAAAGUAACUAUGAAUAAUACAAUAACAUGAGAUUGAAACUGAAAUCUUCAUUAUUGGGAAGUUUGAACCAUUAAUCUCAUUGAUCCAUCGUUUCGUGUUGAUGUCAAAGCUACUGCUUGAAGAAAAGUGAAAGGCCCGUGUGUCAGCCUACUCUCUGUUCUGAAAGAGCAUACAGGUGCCAAUGUGUUCUGACUGUGCGAUCUGAUGUACUGUAAAAGAAAAAAGAAAAAAAAACAGCGCUGUUGCUUCCA
Messenger RNA from Anguilla rostrata (American eel), 8237 nucleotides. Its product is annotated as ephrin type-B receptor 2-like. Gene Ontology annotation, molecular function: protein binding; transmembrane-ephrin receptor activity; ATP binding. Lineage: Eukaryota; Metazoa; Chordata; Actinopteri; Anguilliformes; Anguillidae. The record is from RefSeq and is a predicted model, not a curated record. Gene Ontology annotation, biological process: ephrin receptor signaling pathway; protein phosphorylation; axon guidance. The coding region runs from base 118 to 3090 and encodes 990 amino acids. The transcript has 16 exons. Gene Ontology annotation, cellular component: dendrite; plasma membrane.